CAAUGCGUUCACAUGUUUUGCUGCGUCUAGUUGGGGGGAAAGAAUUGUGGAAGUCGAUGCGUGCGGCGUCCAGCUUGUGUUUGGAAAACAUGGUUUUUAUUAUUGAUACUUUUACCUGCGUUUUUGCAUGUUUGGAAUUUACCUAAUGUGGCAGUUCCAUUGGGGAUUGGAUUGUGUUGGGUUUUGCCCUUUUGAAAUUUGGAGAUGUGAUUGUGACGGUGCACUGACUUUCCCGAUUGGGUGUACUGUAUAUAUAGUUGUAACCAGGGUGUCCUCCAAAAUCCUCCAAAGAAUCCGAAUGGCUCCACCAAAAAAGUCCAAGUUCUGGAACUUGGAAUCCACGGCUGAGGCCGGACCUUCAGUGGCGAUGCCCAUGGAUCUGCACAGCUCGGUACGGCAUUUGGCCAUCAACGGCCAGGCGAAGGUGGCCUGUGGCCUGGACGAUUCCACCCUGCGGCUGGUUGACCUGCGCAGCGGCAGUCCUGUGAAUACCAUGCAGGGCCACACCAAGCCGCCCCUGUCUGUGGUGUGGGGCUCAGACGAUCAACUCUUCUCCGGUGGUAUGGAUGGCACGGUGCGCGCUUGGGACACCCGCAUGGGGGCACGGAGCCUCUUCCUAUGCGACCCCUAUGCGCACGAAGGUGAGGUGGUCCUGAAGAGAAAGGCUGAGAAAACGCAAGUGACAGAAGAGCAGGAUCACAACAAAGAAGCAAAGGUCGAGCCAUACCGUUUCAGGUCUUUGGGUCGCGUGCUGGGCACGGACCGACGCUUUGAGGAUGGAUCCGUGCGUCAGAUGGUUGGCUCAGACAGUUUUCUGGAGCUGGAAUCAACGACCGGGAAAAGCUCCAAGGGGACACCCGAGCACCUCAGGAGAAGUCGAGAAGAAUUCUCCAAGGAUGCAGAACUAAAAAGGCGCCAUGUCUUUGGACCACCCAGGAGGCAAUACGAGCAUGACGCAUCCUUGGCACACCGAGGGGCGGUCACUAGUGUGUGUUUCGUGGAUGGCCGGCUGCUCUCAUGUGGAGUGGAUGGCAAGGUCCGUUGCUGGGACCCCAAGACUGGGCAUUUGCAGGCUGCAGCUUGGAGGGAAGUGAAUGUGGAAUGUGGCAGAGAGGAGCAAUCCAUGCAGAUGGCUGCUUUGGGAUAUCCAGACGAAGUGUGCUUGAUUCCAGAAGAGGAGUUCUUGGCGGUGUACAGCUUGCGCUCGGCGCGGUGUUUUCUGCGCCUGGCAGCGCACAAGGGCGCGGUACAGGGCUGUGAAGCCUGGGACGGGCACGUGCUGUCGGCAGGCUCCGAUGGGUUGCUUUUGCACUGGCGCCGCGGUGAACGACAUCAGGGGCAAAGUGAAGUCAUAUCUUUGGAUGAUUGAUUCGUCCGACGUGGCUUUCCAUGAGUCAUCAUUUCUGAAGUUGUACAGUUGAAUUACCAGAAAUGAC
Messenger RNA from Cladocopium goreaui, 1436 nucleotides. NCBI's taxonomy places the organism in Eukaryota, Dinophyceae, Suessiales, Symbiodiniaceae. The record is from the annotation of a GenBank genome assembly.